AUGGACCAGCAAAGUAAAGGAUCAGAACAUUCAAAAGAAGUGCCGGAAGACACCAAGCCUGAAAACACCACAGCGAAUGGGAACGAAGUAGAGGGGGAACAGGAUGAAAACAACAAUGCUGGAGGCCUCUUUCAGAUCAGCGUAAAGCUCCCCCAUGAGCCGUACAACAUUCAGGUUAUGGUCUCGAGCCAAGAGCAAGUUCAGGAUGUCCGCCAAUCGAUUGUCGAGCUGCCGGGCACUUUCCAGUAUACCUGCUUUCAUCUAGAAACUGAUGGAAAUAGGAUCAACGAUUAUGUGGAGCUAUCAGAGGUCAAGGGCCUAAAGGCUGACUCCGAAGUGGUUCUGGUCGAAGAUCCGUAUACCGAGAAGGAGGCGAGGAUGCAUGUUGUCAGGGUUAGAGAGCUGGUUGGAGCUGCUGGUAACCGCGUCGAUACCAUGCAUGGGCUUGCUGCCGGCCUCUCCCUGUACGACUCUGUUGCCGCUGGCGAAGGUCUGUCUGACGAGGCUAAGAAGACCCACGCACUUGACGGCUAUGAUGUCAAUGCUCCAUUGAACCUUGCGACCGUUCUGCCAAAGGACCAAUCUGCCAUGCCAAAGACCGUCAGAUCUGUCUCUCUUUCCCCGUGGAACCCUCCACCGUACCAUCUGCGUCAAAAGGGACACCUCCUGUACCUUCUAGUGACCACUAACGAGGGUGAACAGCACCAGAUCACCUCUCAUGUGUCUGGAUUCUACGUGAAUAAAUGCUCUAACUCCAAGUUCGACCCAUUCCCUCGACCUGCUCCUAAGAACUACAGCGCUCACUCCUUAUUAACGCUGAUAUCUCUCAUCUCUCCCUCAUUCAACGAGUCUUUCAAGGCCCUGCUGGAAUUUAACAACCAAAAGGAUAUCCUGACCACAUUCCCUUUCCAAAACUCGAUACCGAACAACCCAUGGCUCGUGCCGGCAUCGCAGAGCCAGGCUUCCGCACAUUUAUCCGACGCCACACGAUCGCAGGAAAAUUACCUUAUUGCAGGUGUAGACAACUCUGAAACCCUGAGAGACUGGAAUGAGGAGUUCCAGACCACCAGAGAGCUUCCUCGGGACAACGUGCAGGAGAAGGUGUUCAGAGAAAGACUGACCUCCAAACUCUUUGCUGACUAUAACGAUGCUGCCGUUCGUGGCGCCAUUCUGGUUGCUAGGGGUGAAGUUGCAUCCUUGAACCCGAUGGAGACCAGAGACGCUCAGAUCUUCGUCUACAACAACAUCUUCUUCUCCUUUGGUGCGGAUGGUGUUGGCACCUUCGCUGCUGAGGGUGGUGAUGAGGCUGCUCGUAUUGCUGUUGGAAAGGACGUCAUGGGUGUGAAGACUGUAAACCAGCUUGACAUCCCCGGACUCUUCACCCCAGGAACUGUGGUUGUUGACUAUCUCGGCAAGCGUAUUGUGGGUCAGAGCAUUGUCCCCGGUAUUUUCAAGCACCGCGAGCCUGGCGAGCACCAGAUCGACUAUGGCGGUGUUGAGGGUAAAGAUGUCGUAGCAAAGAACGAGGCUUUCACUCCAGUUUUCGAGAAGCUCUCCAAGGCUCUCCGUGUCAAGAAGCAUGCCGUUUGGGAUAAAGAUGGCGUUAGACACGAGUUGGAGGGAAGUGUUGAGACCAAGGGUCUUCUUGGUACUGAUGGUCGUAAAUACGUUCUCGACCUUUACCGAAUCACUCCUCUUGAUAUCUCAUGGACUGAGGAUGCUGAAGGCCAUGAGGAGUACCCUCACAGGAUGCCAGUCCUCCGCCACGAACUAGUAGAAGCCUACUGGAGAUACAAGAUGGGACAAUACGUCAAGGAAGAGGUUGAGAAGCGGAGAGCUGCAGCCAAAGAAGCCAAGGCUGUUGAAAACAGUGAAGGAGCUGAUGCUGAAAAGAAAGAUAACACUGACCAGGAGAGAGUUGACAUUUCUAACUUCCACCUGGCAUUGAACCCGGACGUUUUCAGUGGUCAAGUUCCCCAAACUGAGGAGGAGAAGGAAGAAUGGGCACGCGAUGAGAAGGAAGUUCGCGAUGCCUGUGACCACUUGAGGUCAAAAGCACUCCCAGAGCUUAUCAAGGAUCUCUACAACGGUGAGGUUGGCUUUCCCAUGGAUGGCCAGUCUCUUGGUCAACUCCUCCAUAAGCGUGGUAUCAACAUUAGAUACCUCGGGAAAGUGGCACAGCUCGCCAAGGAAAAGGGAUCCAGGCUCCAAUCUCUUGUUGCUCUUGUGGUUCAAGACAUGGUGGCUCGUUCAUUCAAGCACAUUGCUAACCGCUACCUCCGGAACCUUCCUCCUCCAUUUGCUACUGCCUGUAUUGCCCACCUGCUUAACUGCUUGCUAGGCACGGAUGUCAAUCCAAAGCCUCGUGCUGAGAUCGAUGAAUCACUUAGAGCGAUUUACCCUGAAGGUGACUUCUUAUUCGAGGAGGUUACUCCCGCAUCUCUUGCUGCAGAUAUUGAGAAGCAAGUUAGAUCUCGUUACAGAUACAUUCUUGAAGACAGCUGGACUGGAAGCUUAAAACAUUUCCAAGUUCUAAGAGACAUCUCUCUCAAGCUUGGCUUGCAACUCGUUGCAAAGGAUUUCGCAUUCAACAAGUCCCAAGUUAAGGAGCACUCUCCCGCUGGAAAUGGAAACCACAGCGACUCCCAGGAUGAAAAGAAAAAGAAGAAGAAGAAGGGGUCUUCCGCGCCAGUUGCUCCUGCAACACAAGCACCUUCUCUCACUUUUGUUCCUGAUGACAUUGUGAACAUUGUUCCAAUUGUCAAGGACGCAUCUCCACGAAGCGCUCUUGCUGAGGAAGCAUUCGAAGCAGGCCGCAUCUCACUUAUGCAGAACCAAAAGGAGCUUGGUCAAGAGCUUAUCCUGGAAUCGCUUUCGCUCCAUGAGCAAAUUUAUGGCAUUCUUCACCCUGAGGUAGCUAAGCUGUACCAUCAGCUCUCUAUGGUCUACUACCAAACUGAUGAGAAGGAUGCGGCCGUGGAGCUGGCACGCAAGGCUGUUAUUGUUACUGAACGAACAAUGGGUGUUGAUUCUUCCGACGCUAUCCUCAGCUAUCUCAAUAUUUCUCUGUUUGAGCAUGCCAACGGGAACACCCAAACGGCUCUGAUCUACAUCAGACACGCUUUGGAACUCUGGAAAAUCGUCUAUGGCCCAAGCCACCCUGACUCCAUCACCACGAUGAAUAACGCGGCCGUGAUGCUCCAGCACUUGAAGAAGUACCCUGACUCUCGCAAAUGGUUCGAGUCCUCUCUCGCUGUUUGCGACGAACUAUUCGGAAGACAGUCCGUGAAUACUGCCACUCUGUUAUUCCAGCUUGCUCAAGCACUUGCACUCGACCAGGACUCCAAGUCUGCCGUUAACCGUAUGCGUGAAGCUUACAACAUUUUCCUUAACGAGCUGGGUCCCGAUGACCGCAACACUAAGGAGGCAGAGAGUUGGCUUGAACAACUCACCCAGAAUGCCGUUUCUAUCGCUAAGCGCGCCAAAGAUAUCCAAGCUCGCAGGCGACGACUGGUAUCUAUACCCGGACGCUCGUCUCUCGGCACUCAGCCCCAGCCUCAAGUUGGACAGACCACGUCAGACAUGGUUUCUGCCGUCGAUGGACAUGCCAACACAAGCUUGGACUCCAGAAGCAUUGAUGAGCUCCUGAAAUUCAUUGAGGGAGGUGAUGCGGCGCGCUCAAAGCCAAAGAAAAGAACGACUCGCAACCCCAAGCUUCGCGGCUCGAAACAGACUUCCGUCAAGUCUUAG
Microsporum canis CBS 113480 is the source of this 3750-nucleotide messenger RNA. RefSeq lists its product as hypothetical. The transcript has 4 exons. Bases 1 to 3750 code for a protein of 1249 amino acids. Gene Ontology annotation, biological process: intracellular distribution of mitochondria. Gene Ontology annotation, cellular component: cytoplasm. The record is from RefSeq and is a predicted model, not a curated record. NCBI's taxonomy places the organism in Eukaryota, Fungi, Ascomycota, Eurotiomycetes, Onygenales, Arthrodermataceae. Gene Ontology annotation, molecular function: protein binding; mRNA binding.